Messenger RNA from Indicator indicator, 1431 nucleotides. RefSeq names its product transmembrane protein 97 (gene TMEM97). Gene Ontology annotation, cellular component: endoplasmic reticulum. The coding region runs from base 1 to 519 and encodes 172 amino acids. The record is from RefSeq and is a predicted model, not a curated record. Lineage: Eukaryota; Metazoa; Chordata; Aves; Piciformes; Indicatoridae. The transcript has 3 exons.
AUGGCGGCGGCGUGUCCGCGGUGGCGGGAGAGGCUCUUCGCGCUCUAUUUCCUCUCGCACAUCCCCAUCACGGUGCUGAUCGACCUGCAGGCGCUGCUGCCCGCCGGCCUCCACCCGCCCAGCCUGACAGAGCUGCUGCAAUGGUAUGCAGCCACCUUCAAGGACCCCAUGAUGCUGCAGCCCCCAGCAUGGUUCAAGGCCUUUAUCUAUUGUGAAGCCUUGCUCCAGCUGCCUUUCUUCCCAGUGGCAGUGUACGCCUUCCUGAAAGGUGGCUGCAAAUGGAUAAGGACUCCUGCAAUUAUCUACUCCACCCAUGUGGCUACCACUUUGUUUGCCAUCCUGGCACACAUCCUGUUCCACGACUUCUCCAAGUCGAAGCUUCUGGGGCCCGAGACCCAGCGUGAGCGCCUGGUCCUGCUGUCCAUCUACCUGCCCUACCUGCUGAUCCCGCUCCUCAUCCUCUUCACCAUGCUCUACAACCCCUACUAUAACCAGGUGGAGAAGAGGAAAAGGAAGUAGUCUGCUCCCAAACCUGUCCACCCAACACUCACACUGGUUUUGGUUCAGGCCCUGUGCUGAUGUGGUCCUCUGGGACAAACACCUGUCUCACCUUGCUGGCUGCAGCAGCUGUUUCUAGAGCACCUGGCUCCCACCAGAAGAUCAGGGUGGGUGGCAGUCCCCAGCCCUCAGUCAUCUGCAGCAGCUCUGGCAGCUCAAUCCCCUGUGGUACGUGGGCAGGUGCAGGGGAGAGGUCCUGGCUGCUCUCCCACUGCCAGUUGUGAGCAGUACCAGCACAGCUCUAAUGGGAAAUGAACUUUCAACCAUUUAAUGGGGGGUGGGAAAACAAUUACAGCUGAUACUUUUCCCAGGUGACUGUUAAAAUACCAUUUAAAUAAGAAAUUUGUCUUCCAGGAGCACAUUCUGCAAAACCCCUGAGUGAUUGUACACAGAUUUGCAAGGCUCUGCCUUUGGAGCAUUUCAAAUUAGAAUCCUUAACUCCCUCACCCCUUCCUCUACCUUCCUUUGCUCUGCUUUGAUUUUGAUUAAUUCUGAGUGGUAAGCCUGACAAAAUCUGGAUUAUUGAAAGCUUAAAGUCCACUCUGACAGUAAGGCACACACUUCCUAGAGGGCUUUGGAGCACUACAGGAGUUGUAAACAAGGAUUUGUAAACUUCUCUUCCAUGAAACCAUUCCUGCUAUGGAAAUAAAUCACUAAAGGCAUUAAACAGCAUUUAAUCUUCUUAAGGGAAAGACUCAAAGGAACUUCAAGGGACCAUGAGCUCACAGAUAGUUCCCACAGUAAAUAAAACCUACUCCUGCAAAAAAUAAACCCAACCACCCGAGAAUUUCUGACUUCUGAUCUGCAGGAAUCAAACUUGGAGCUGUGUGUGAGAUUACAAGGCUCUGAGAAGGCUUCUCAGCCCCUGCCUGU